AUCCGGAGGCGACUAUGUCUUUAUCAGCCAAAUCUAUGGGCCAUUGCUUGGCUUUCUCUACCUGUGGGUGCCCUUGUUGGUCACGCGGCCUGUGCACAAUGCCAGAUAGAGCCUAGAUUUUGCCAACUAUAUUUUAGCGGUGCUUGUCGAUAUUUGCGAUUCACCGGACAUGGCCAAAUGAUUGUUUACAGCUUUUGUCGUUUGUGGGUGUGCUUCGAGAUGUUCUUUCCACGUCUGUGUCUAUGAUAUUCUAACCGUUAAUUAAUUAACAAAAGUACUUUUGCUCCUCUCGCUAUGGUUCAUCCAGCAAUUAAGUAGCACAUGUAUGAGUGUAUUGUCCUUGUUGUUAGUGUCGAAUAUAAAGUAGAGGGGAAGGAUAGCUGAUGGGGUGCGACUUCUACCAAACUCGCUCAUCAAUCUUAAUGGUAAAAUGUUAUUCUUUAAAUUUAGGACGAUAUCUCGACAUCCUUAAAUGCUGCGUGAAUAAGCCGAUAAACUGGUUAAAAAUGCUGACGGGGUUUCCAAAGGUUUAAGCUUAAAAACCCAUCGUACGCUUUAACGACGUUUACGAAUGACGCCCAAAUAAGCUUCGCUGUAGAUUUCCUUUUUGAAUAUCUAACAUCGGUCGUUCUUCAAUCGUAUUUAAGAAUUCAACCACGCAGGAUGUUACGGAAGAUCUUUGCAAAUACCCUCAAAAUGUAGAAAUAAGCUCUAAAUGUUUUUAAGGUCUCAAUUGAGUAGUAUAAAUUUAACUUUCAAAGCUACCUUUCAAGUUUGCGGUGUGUCAGGCUCACUUAUACAGUCUAGGUGUGACGUUAUAAUGUUUAGCUUAAAUCUUCACUUAUCAACACCUGCGUAAAUAUAUCAUUAGCGAACGUACGUGCACUAUUUAAUGGCGGUAUUAUCUAAGACCUUAUGGCCUUUACUGUUAAGAUAAAGUGAUAAGAAAUUAGAAAUUAAUAAAUAUAUAGGUUUAUCAGCGAUAUUAGCUAGUUAACGUAAUUGCACAGGCUGUGCAUGCUAAAGUGGGCUCUAUGCCGCUAUACUGCGAAGAUUUUUUUUUCUGUAUAAUGCAAAGUUCAUCUCGUCCACAGCCUCAGUGUGUGCACUUCAUUUGGGGUUGGAGGCUGGAUUUGAAGCCAAUGAAUAAAGAAAAAGGAGACAUCCCCGCUUGGUAAAUGGUCACUACAAUAAUCAGUAUAUGUACAAUGUAAGAAAUAAAGGGAACUCGGAACUCGGAACUCGGAUUACAAUAGGAAUCUGCAUAUUAUUUUUUUUUUCACUAUCAGAUAAACUUUGCGUUAUACAGUAGCUAUAUUUAGAUCGGCCCGUGUAGCAAACAGUCGAAUCAUUUUCGUACGGGUAGGUUUGCGUAUUGCGUUGAUCGACCUCACGCUGCGCCUUAGGUCCUUAAUCAUAAGAGUUCGCUCUUGACUUGGGUGCUUAAAAAGUACUGAAUCGGCGAGGUGAACCAAUAACAACCUUGGAGUAAGCAACCGGUCUUGUUGGCUCAACGAGUGGAAUAAACGUAUUGACAGUUUUUCUUUCGUUCGUUUCCGUUGGCGGUUCUUAGGAGAUCGUCUGGCACUCAUAGUACGUAGCAAAGACAAAUAUCGAAAUCAAUAGGCCAUAACUGAGAGCGGUUGCUCUCAGCAGGUCGUGCAAGCUGGUAUUAUAUUAAGAUUGCGAUCGAUUCUAAACGGGUAACCGAUCGCAAGUGUUAGUAAACUACCCUCUGGCCGUGGGGCCACGGUAAUUGUUCAGUUUCGCUGAAUUAUAUAUUUCGCAGAUACGUUGAAGUCGUUCAGGCAAUAUCUUUUAAAUACAAUUAGAAAAAUAUAAGGUAUACAGGCCUUCGGCCUGUACAAUUCAUAUAUAAAAUGUAUAUUUAUAAGAAGUCAGUAAAUCCAGCGGUUGAGACAGCAUUUGAAGAUACACUUUCAUAGGUGCGUUUCACUGAAUUCAAAGUACUUAGAACCGUCGUUCUCUUGCAAGCAUUUAUUCGUCACCUCAGGCUUCGGCGAGUCUUCAGUUGGGGUAAACUGCGCAAAUAUCACCUAGUAAAAUUCGGCAGUGUUAUUUUAUGGGUGGAUUCGACAAAUAACUUACCCAUAAUUCUUUGGAUCGGUUCUCAAUGCACCACUACGUCACCUAUAAUACCUCCAAGGUUUACUGACAUUCAUCAAUUGCUACAAUGUAAAAUUGGCUAUGGCUGUGCAAGAUUCCCUUAUGUUCGCCAAGAUUCUGGCGCUCUGCCUUAUUAUCGCUAUCGGCGGCUACGAGAUGAUUUUUUUAGGCAACACUGUCAAUCUCACUGAUCGUCUAUGGGAGGGGACAGUAUAUAGCCCAGGAAGCGUUUGUCUUGCCUUCUACUCCGGUCUCUUCUCGUAUGCUGGUUGGAAUUAUCUGAACUUCGUUACAGAGGAAUUAAAGAACCCGUUUCGAAAUUUACCUUACGGCAUCUAUAUUUCGCUUCCCAUAGUGACAUUGGUCUACCUUCUUGCAAACGUCGCCUAUUUCAUCGUUUUGACCACGAAUGAGAUUCGAUCUGCAAGCGCCGUCGCUGUGACGUUUGGCGAACGGACUUUAGGGUCAUUUGCUUGGAUCAUCCCUGUUGCCGUUGCUCUUUCGACGUUCGGGGGUCUCAACGGCGGUAUCUUUGCCAGUUCUAGGCUAUUCUUUGUCGGAGCACGUCAAGGGCAUUUACCGGAGUUUAUCUCGAUGAUCAAUGUUAGCUGUUGUACCCCUGCGCCAUCGCUCAUCUUUCUGUGCUUACUUUCUUUGGUCUACCUGGGUAAUACAGACGUAUUUGUGUUGAUUAACUACACGGCGUUCAGUGAAGCGUUAUUUAUUAUGCUUUCGGUUGGUGGACUGCUUUGGCUCCGCUACAAAGAGCCGAAGCUCGAGCGGCCAAUCAAGGUGAACCUGAUCUUACCUGUUAUUUUCUUCUUGAUCUCGAUCUUCCUAGUGGUAUUGCCAUUCUUCUCUCAGCCCAGUGAGGCACUCAUCGGGUUGGCAAUGACCCUUUCAGGACUACCAGUAUUUUAUACCACCGUUUUUUGGCGAAAUAAGCCAAAAAGUUAUAGAAACGCUAUCUCAUCGGCCACGGCUCUCAUCCAAAAGGUCCUAAACACCGUCCCUGAAAAAAGUGACUAGUAUUAGACUUAGUACAGUCUAAAUGUAAUGUAACAAAAGUUUAAUACAUUUUCUGAUUGUACAAUACUA
Molecule: messenger RNA, 3225 nt
Organism: Varroa destructor (honeybee mite)
Lineage: Eukaryota; Metazoa; Arthropoda; Arachnida; Mesostigmata; Varroidae
Product: large neutral amino acids transporter small subunit 1-like
Biological process (GO): amino acid transmembrane transport
Cellular component (GO): membrane
Molecular function (GO): L-amino acid transmembrane transporter activity
Source: RefSeq, a predicted model, not a curated record